CAGCGCCACUGCGGCCCGGCCCGACCCGGAGAGGCGACUCUGCCGCCUUCCCGCCCCUCGGCUGCCAGCCCCAGCAGCCGCCCUUCCUCCUCCCCGGAAGCGGAGAGCGGGUUUUCCCGCGCCGGGCCGGAACUCGAUGCAGCGCAUCUGGAGGCGGGCGAGGGGAGAAGGGAAGAAGGAGAGGGCCCAGAAGAAGGGAAGAGCCCGGCGCGCCGGCCCGGGAGGCCGCGCCAUGGCGCUGCCGCGGUAGCGCCGGCACUGCCAUGGGGAACGCGGGGCGCGGCGGCGGCACCUCCCGAUCCCGGCGAGCCGUGCCGCGGCCUGGCCCCGCCCCCGGGCCGCAGGGGAAGCGGGGACGCGGCGGGUCGGGCCUGUGCUGCCCGCGGGGCCCGGCGGAUAAUGGAAUCUCAUAACUCUGACAGCCUUCACAAGAGUAAAUCACCAGCUUCGGGAAGUGAAGAUGAGAUUGAGUUCAUUGGAGAAGGACCUUUAAGGCCUGUCCUUGAAUGCAUUGAUCUUGUCAGCAGUGAGGAUGAAGAACCUAACAGUAGUUCUUAUUUUCAUAGAAAUACUAAGCGUAAGGAUCAUGUUGACUAUCAGAAGGAACGAGUUGCAUCAACCCUGGAUCGUCUGGCACGCCAUGUUGAAGUAGAGAAACAGCAAAAAGAAGAGAAAAACAAAGCCUUUAAGGAGAAAGUUGAUUACCAAUAUGCUCACGGGUUGCAAGAACUAGAAUUCAUUCGGGGACACAGUGAUACAGAAGCUGCAAGGUUAUGUGUGGACCAGUGGUUAAAAAUGCCAGGUCUGAAACCAGGCUCUGUUAACGGUGGAAGAAGGGCUGUUUUUAAAAGGACAGGUCAGACUCAAGUCAACAGCAGUCCCAAAUGUUGUCCUGUGAUGCAUUGCAACAGACAGUUUGAUAAUGUACAUCUUCUUCUAGGUCACCUUCAAAGGUUUGAUCAUUCUCCUUGUGACCCAACAGUCACAUUACAUGGACCCCCACAUAGUGCUUUUGCCUGUGUGAUAUGCUGUGAAAGAUUUUCAACCUCUCAGCAGUACAGUGAUCAUCUUUUAUCUAAGCUAAAUGAAAAUGAUGGGCAUAAAAAAGGUAUUCCUCCACAGCAUAUUCAGUGUUUUGCAUGCCCAAAGUGCUUCCUCCUUUUCACCAAAAGAGAUGAGUGUUGGCAGCAUAUGUCGCAAAAGAAACACUUCCUCCAGGUUUCUGAACUGAGUGAUGCAUUGAAGUCUGGCCAUCCACUACCUUUUCCAUCCUUCGCAAAGAACCUCUUGAUAUCUCUGUGCAAAGAGGUCUCCUUCCAAGUGAAGUGUAUGUCCUGCUUCAAGAUACUGCGCUCACAUAUGGAAUUAACAGCUCAUUUCAGAACACGUUGUCAUAAUUCUGGGCCCAUGGCACUGUCAAAGAAAAGCAUCUCCCAGGUUGCAGAGAUAUUUAAAAUGAAAGGUUACUGUGAGAACUGUGAUGAACUGUUUGCUGAUAAGAAUCAGAUGACCCAACACAAACAAACCACUCAACAUAACAUUAGAGUUUUUACUACACUGGAGGAGUCAAUCUUGAUGUUCUGCCAUGUCAAUGGAAAACACAAAAAUCAGUCUCAUUUAGGCUACAUUGUGGAACGGUCAAGACCACUGCUUAAAAGACAUUUGAGUCCAGAUGAGUCCUCCAGUGAAAUGGGGUCCAGUCCUUCAAAACGGAAGAGUAAUUUAAAAGAUAAAAAUGAAGAUAAAGUUGCAAACCAAAGUCAAGGUAGUGCUUGCAAAGUAAAAGCAUGGUUUUGUGAAUGCCUCCAAAAGUUUUUUACAGAAGAGUCAGUAGAAAAGCACAUUUUAUCAGCAAAUAGGAUCUGUCACAAGUGUGCUGUGUGUGGAAAGCUGGCUGAAAAUUCAAGCAUUAUCCGUCUGCAUAUGAGUCGAUUCCAUGGAGGAGCACACUUGACUAAUUUUCUUCUCUGGUGCAGAGCAUGCUCUGUAGAUCUUAGAGAAGAGAAUAUUAUGGGACACAUAACUGAAUUUCAUGGUGGACAUAGUUACUACUAUGAGCAAGAAGCUGUAGAAGAUGAACCUAUGCCAUCUGCUUCUGAUGCAGUGAGCAUUUCUGCAGGUGGAGAUAAAGACUGCAUUUCUGGCCCUGUGGAACUGUCCCCUGGAAGUGGUCCUGUUGUGGGAAAAUGGCAGUGCCGCAUUUGUGAGGAGAUGUUUGAGUCUGAAGAGAGUGUUCAGCAACAUUGCAUGUCCUUAGAAAGCCAUGCAUUUCACAGGUACUCAUGUGGCAUAUGUAGAAAUCAUUUUCGGAAAGUAGGAACACUACAGCGGCACUUCCAAGAGCAUCAUAAUCAGGAGAUGCAGACUAAAUAUUUCUGUGGCCUUUGUGGUAAUCUCUUCUUCAACACAGAGGAAGAAUUUCUAACCCAUUACAAGGCGCUUCAUAGCAUGGACUAUACAUUUGUGCCUGAGCAGAUGGAACCAUCAAUAAAAAAAGAUGAGGACUUCCUCCCAGUGGAACAAGGAGACCGCUUAACCUGUGGUUGCCGGACAACUUACGUCUCCAAAAUAAACAGGAGGAACGAUCAUGAGAAUUGUCAGAAAGCCAUGCUGCAGAAAGGAAACUUAUGGUUUCGAUGCUGCUUGUGUUCUGCAACAGCACAGAAUAUUGCUGAUAUGAACAGUCAUCUCAAGAGUCACACGUCAGUCAAAUCUAAGGGAGAGAUGUAUGUUGUUAGAUGUGCUGCGUGCAGCAAAAACUUUGACGAUCUUCAAAGCGCGCAUCAGCACUAUCACAUGAAACACUGCUUCUUGCAGAAACCUGAUCUGUCAAGUCUUGCAUCAGAAUCAGAGGACAAAGUAUUCAACUUUUCAGCAAGUGGGGCGUGUGUGGUCAGAGAACCUCAUAGGCAACAAUUUAAAGCAUCUCCAUCCAAAACUCAGGACAGACCACAGUCUUCUCUGCAGGGCCCAAUAGAGGGAAAGAAAAUUAAAAAUGAGGACUUAGAACAGUCUGAACAACUUAGUGAAAAUGGUGAACUUCCUGAUCUUGACUAUCUAAGUACUAUGACUCACAUUGUGUUGAUGGAUCUGGACAACUGGGGAAGCCUUUUCGCACACCUGCCUGCUAACCUGAACCAAGGGACCUUUAUCUGGGGUUUUCAAGGAGGAUACAGCAACUGGAAGCCUCCAGUGCAUUGCAAAAUUUACAAUUAUCUUAAGAGGAUUGGAUGUUUCUUUCUUCAUCCACGUUGCAGUACCAGAAGAGAAGCAGCAGACUUUGCUCUCUGUGUUCAUGCUGGUCGUCUGGAUGAGCACCUGCCCAAGCAAAUUCCUUUCACUAUUCUUUCUGGAGACAAAAGCUUCCUGGAACUGGAAAGCCAAUUUAAAAUGACCCAACGGUCAGCUCGCAUCCUGAAUCCUCACCAAAUUGAAGGAGAUAUGAUGUGUGCCUUGCUAAACAGCAUUUCAGAUACCACAAAAGGGUCAGAUAGUGAAGAGGAUGAAGAUAUGAAAGAAACAGUGAAGCAGAGCUUAGAAGAAACAAAGAAACAGGAAGAACUGCAAGAUGUAGAACUGCAAGAAGCUAUCAAAAGGAGCCUUGAGGAAAUGUAAAUGAAGAUACUUCAGUACACUAACACCAUGCCGUCAGAACUGCUCACAAAAAUGGAAGCUUGUUCCAUCUAUUUACAAGGGUUCAGAAAUGCCACUUUUGAAAUGUCUGUAAUUGUUAGAUUAAUCAUCUGAUGUCCUCUGUCAUACUGGAGUUUAUUCAUAUUCAUUGCAAUGUGUUAUGUUUGAUAAAAAUAAAAUUUUAAGCCUUUUCAUAUUUGUUUCUAAGAGAUGAUGACUAAGUCUCUCCAAUUUAGCUAUUUGAAAUUGUUGCCUAAUUAGUAGGCUGGUCUUACUAGGUGUUUUGGGGUUCCUGGUUGUUCAGGUUUCUUUUCUUAAAUUGGUUCUUGUAUUUAAUUUUUCUGUCACAAAAUGUCAUUGUCUUUAUUUACUUUUUGAUAUGGUCUUUGCAACAGAUAAAAAUAGUAAACUCCAGUUGUCUCAGAUUUUCCUGGCUAAUCUUGUUAUAAAGAGAAGCUUAGAUCCCAGGGUUGUUGAACAUAUGGCCUAACUCUUGCCUGUGGCCAGUUUUACUUCAUAGGCCAUAAUUUUGUCUCUGUCCUGUUUGUUAUAAAUGUCCGAAUCAGAACCACAGGCUGCACAGUUAGUUUACCAGCUUUGUUUUUAUAAAUGUGUUUGUUUUUUCAAUACUGGUAGAGUAUUUGGAUUUGAUGGCUUAAAGUUUGAUGACUUCAUUGCCUCUCCCUUACCUGAAGCAGAAACUUUUAAAGGGAAGAGAAUCUAAAUAAAAUUCCUAGUUUCUGUUUGGAAUACAUGUGAGAAGAUUUAAACUGUAAUAUUUCUGUAUAUUAUGGUCUUUGCUCUCUUCUGUUCAUGAAGAGGUGGCAUUGGAUAAAUGAAUGUAAAUGUGCUAAUUAUUUUUGUACUGUCCUUACUUUAAGUGAAAUUAUUUGUGUUUAAAAUUAUCUGUCAUCUUUCUCAGUUUUGUUUAAAAAUACCUAUGCAAACUGUCCAGCUUUACCAGCCUUUUAUCCUUCAGUUAAUGAUUGCUGUCAAUCAGUAAGAAAUCUCAGUGUAAUAAAAUGCCAGCCUAAUUCUUUAUGAUUCACUCACCCUGCGAGUUUGCUUCUACCUGCUGUAUCCUUAAAUAUUCAUUAUGCAAGUAGAUACUUUUUGUGGAGAAUAUGGUGUAGGGAGGGCUGGCUUUUUCUCACUAUUCCAAAGAAUCAGCAUAACUACAGCUGUUUGUCAUCAUGGUUAGAAAAGCUGGGAGACUGACACUGGUGUAUUUCUAAUGAUUACUCUGAUAUAAUUGCUAUCUCCAAGCAAGUAGAAUAAAGGAAGACUCUACUGAGCUAUCUAAUGCUCAUUAGCAAUCAUACAGCUUGAAAAAACUGUUUAAAUGCCAGAAAAUUGUUUGAGCACUUACAGUGCAUUUGUGUGUGACUCCCAAGUGUUACAGGGUGAACACAACCUCUUAGCGGUUUUCCCUUGUGCCUGUUGCUUGUUUUCCUACUGCCAGUCUUGGAUUAAUUGUACUUCUGAUAAAAUUCAGGUGUGUGGUUCACACUGCUCCUGAGAGAGCCCGAUUUUGAGUUGUCUUUAGCUACAUAAUUUACUGCUGUAUUUAGCUUAAAUCAGUUGCAGAAUUUUCCCACCUUUUUCCCAAGUGCUUCUGUUACAGAGUGGAAUGAAACAGAAAACAAUUUUCAUCCUCAAAAGCAUCUCCAUCUAACUUACAGAAGCUUUUGAUCCUGAAGUUUCAGAUUCCUUUCACAUGAAAAUAUGUUUCUGAGAAAGUCUGAGAAAGUUCUUUGGCUCCACAGUGUUUAAAACCUGGAUAGAUCUCCAGAGUCUGCUGUGUUAGAAUUUGAUUAUGUGCUUUAUUUUUCAUAAUAUUUUAUUCUGAUAGGCCAUGACUUAAUUGGUUGCAUUAAAAAAAAGUCCUGUGUGCACACAUAUUCUGUAUACUCAAAGCUCCAUGUAUUAAACACAUUGUAUUUGCCUUGUCAUCUGCUUACCAAAACAAGUGGCAAAUCCCCAACCAUUGCUGCAUUGGCUUUUAUAAAACAACUAAACAGAGUUCUAGUUUCUCUAUUAUUUUUAUAACAGUAGUCUUCAGAAUUAGCAAUGUCUUGAAACUUGGCCUCAUUUUGAAGAAAAUUUUGGUCUCUUUGAUGUUCUCCCUUAACUCAGAUUUUUCUUUGUGAAAUUUUCUGCCAUCACAGGCUUGUCAUACUUCUGUUUCCAGAAGAACAGAGAAAAUAAGAUUCUUAAAACACUGCAUGUACAGGCAUGUGACUUGUUACUCACCAGCAUCUUGUGGCUGAACACCUUCAACUGAAAAAGUUGUCUUGUAAAUGUGUUUCAGAAUUCAGUGGUUUGGUCUGGUGAGUCUUGUUUAACUGGCUGAAAUUUCUGAGCUUUGUCCUUCAUGUGCUGAGAAAUCUGCCUGUGUUUACAAGCACAACCUGUCUGUUAAAAGGGACUUGCCCAGUACAUUUGUACUAGAAAUUAUUUCUCCUGCCCUUUUCAAGAACGUUUGCUUUUGUGGUGAUGUUUGAGUUCAUCCUUUGUUAGCCUGAAAUAAUUCAGUAGUGCUUCUUUGUAUUUAUCUUUAAUGAGGAAAAAAGUCUAAUCUCUACAUGACUACCCCCAGCUGUUCAUACCAGUGCUCUAAUUUCUGUGUGGCACAUGUGUUAAGUUUUACAGAAAUGAAAUUGUGACAACUUGAGAUUGGUGUAAAGCUCUUAAUUGUUUGGUGCUCUGUGUGCCACAUUCUUAUGAAACAAAAUCCCUUUUUGGUCAUAUUCAGAUACAAGGUGAGACACCAAAUAAGCCAGUGUAACUGUUACUAAAGUCACUGGAGCACUGAAGUGUUGUAUCUGCCUGGUUACUUCUGUUACUUAAUAAUAUUAAAAAGAGAGAUUAGCAGA
Molecule: messenger RNA, 6509 nt
Organism: Lonchura striata (white-rumped munia)
Lineage: Eukaryota; Metazoa; Chordata; Aves; Passeriformes; Estrildidae
Gene: ZNF451
Product: zinc finger protein 451
Biological process (GO): regulation of transcription by RNA polymerase II
Cellular component (GO): nucleus
Molecular function (GO): sequence-specific DNA binding; DNA-binding transcription factor activity, RNA polymerase II-specific
Source: RefSeq, a predicted model, not a curated record